GCAUCGUCGAGUGGGGGCUCAGGAGGCGGGAUUAAACUACAGCAGAGGAAGUUUCUAGACGGAAGUGGAUUAUUAACAACAUGGAUGAAUCCGGUUUUGUUCUCACUCCUACACACACGAUAACAGCUGAUCACAACAGCCCAGACGUGCUUGACUACCAUACACCGCCUGCCGCGCCCUCUCACGUAAGUAGAGGAAGAAAAGUUUUUGUCAACUCGCGUUCAUUCUCCACUUUAACAACACAGCUCAGUUCGGUGGCCGACCACACGGCGCUCAGCUCAAGUUUAGAUAACUCUUUGCGUGUACGACACGAGUGGGACUCGUCUCCACUAAAAGAAACAAAUAAAAGCUUGCUAGUUUCAGACGACAGUGGACUUGUUGAUAGUUUGACACAAGAAGGUGAGUCGGAAAUUUGUACUGAAACUCACGCGACGCUGAGCCCUUCAACUCGCGCACACAUGGGGACAAUGCUACUCAAUGAUGGUUUGAGAAAAACAGACAGUUUUGGAUUCCACAUUGGUCAUUACGCGCCAAAACCAAAAGAUGUCAAAAAACCAGGGGAUGUGACUCUAAAACAUAAAAACUCCACACAUCAGACGGCAGAAUUAUCCUCAGACACUUCCAGAGACAGUGGCCUCCAUCUGCCAUUUCAGCAAGAUGGCCCUGGAGCAAACAAUGGCCUUGACAUUGGGCCAUGCGAGGACGACCCCGCGUCCCUCAUGCCGCCCCCCUUCUCCAAACGAGAGCAGACGCCACAGUUCCACAGACAGCUGAGCAAACGGAAGAGUGACACCCUGGACUGGCCGGGUAGGGCGUCCGACGAGCGAGAUGACAGCUCGGAGAGCGAUGAUGAAGAUUUCUGCUCCACUGGACACAAGAGUGACCCGUGUACCCCAACGUCACCAAAAACUCGGAAACGAGAAAAGUACGAUCCUUAUCAAAUAUUUGAGGUACAGCACACGCCCUGUCUUAUUCUCUCAGUCAAAGUGUUAAGGGGAAGGAACAUAACUAUGGGCUUUCAAGACUACUAUGACACCCCUGACCCUUACAUCAACCUGGUUCUGAGAACGUCACCAGAAGGAAAGAAAUCAACGACAGUGAAAGAAAACUGCACGAGCCCCGAGUGGGAUGAAACCUUCACAUUUUUCAUCAACUUUACCCAGCCAAACAUCCUGGAAAUUAGUUUAAUGGAAUCCAAUUCACUGUGGUUUGAUCAGAAAGUUGGGACGGCUUAUUUUGAUAUUGUCAACAUGAAGAUGAUGGACACCCCUCAGGUGGAGACAUUUAUCUUUAAUCAGGUUUCUGAAGUGGAUAUAGAGUUUAAAUUGGAAUUUGAUCGAAAUCCCACUCUGCGCUACAGCCUCUGUCUCAGUGAUGCAGAAAAAGAUUUCAUCAGCAGACGGCAGCUAAAAGUUUUGGAAGGCUUGAGAAAACUUCUGGGAGAUGAGGAGUGUCCAUUGAAUAUUCAUGAGGUUCCGACAAUUGCUGUCAUUGGAUCAGGAGGGGGCUUCCGUGCAAUGACCGGCUACAGUGGUGUUUUCAAGGCUCUUGUGGAGUCUGGUGUUAUUGAUUGCACCACAUUUGCAGGUGGACUUUCUGGCUCUUCAUGGUUUAUCUCAACUUUGUACUCACACCCCAAGUGGCCAAACCUGGAGAUGGAUGAGUUUCUAGAAGAACUCAAGAACAGCAUUGACAAAAGUUUGCUUCGUUUCUUUAAUGCCACCACCAUCUAUAACUAUGCCAAGUAUAUGGUACAGAAACGUCGAGAUGGACAACCUGUUAGUUUCACAGAUAUUUUUGGACGGAUGGUUGGAGAGACACUGCUCAAAGAUAGAAUGGGAGCAACUUUGAAAGAUCAGAGAGAAAAGAUCAAAGAUGGGAAUGUUCCGAUGCCUUUAUACACUUGUGUUCAUGUCAAAAAAGAUGUGCCAGCAAAAUCUUUCCAGGAAUGGGUUGAAUUUUCCCCUUAUGAAAUUGGUAUGCCUAAAUAUGGAACAUUUAUGGACUCAGAACUUUUUGGCAGCAAAUUUUUUAUGGGAAAACUGGUCAAAAAGUACCCAGAGCAGCCACUACAUUUCCUUCAAGGUAUCUGGGGCAGUGCUUUUUGCAUUCUGUUUCGUCGUCUGCUUGAAGACAACCGCCGCAUUGACCCAAUUGAAAUGAUCCGACUUGAAAUGACAAAAAAAUUGGAAGAAGAGCGUCAUGAAAGUUCCAGCGACCCUAGCGAUGAUGACAUGGAUGAGGAGGGGGAUGACAGCAGUAGCCUGGAAUCAAGCAUGGAGGACAGCGACGACAAAUCUCUGGACACAACAGAUGAAUCUUCUGGUGGGAUAGAACUCUCUCGGACUGACAGCCAUUCAGCUGUUGCUUUAAACAAAUCACUGGAAGAAAACUCAGGAAAGGCAGAGACGUCAAAUGGUGUUGAUGUCACCGCUGAUGCUGAUGAAGCCUACGAAGGAGAGGCGGAUGAACAGGAAGAAAUGUGUGUGAAAAGCUCUAUCAUGAAACAGAAGAAACUCCAUAUAGCCAAACCUGUUGUGAAAAAAUGUGAUGUAAAUUUGGAUGCCUCAGAUGGUUUGAAAAAAACAGUGAACUGGGGAGAAUGUCCCACUAGGGAAAAUGCCAGCCACGAAGACAAGAGAAAAGCUUACAAGCGGGCUGGCUCUUCAUUCAAAAAGUCUAAAAGUGGCUCAAAAACCUAUUGGAAGAAAUUAAUGCAGGGAGUUUUUGAAAGCAACUCUUGGGAGCUUUUAAGCACACGUCGAGGUCGAGCAGCUGUCAUCCAUAACUUCAUGAGAGGGUUGUCCCUCCAGCAGACCUACCCCCUCUCACCUUUCACCCCUAUAGAUAAGAGGGUCAAUCAAGGCGAUGAGUUUGAUGGAAUCUUUGAGAUGCACCCAACUACAGUGAAGCAUAUUUACAUGGUGGACGCUGGUCUGACCUUCAACUCACCGUAUCCACUGGUGCUGCGACCACAGAGACAGGUGGACAUCAUACUGUCAUUUGAUUUCAGUGCUAGACCCUCAGACAAUCAUCAUCCUUUUAAGGAGCUGCUGCUAGCUGAGAAAUGGGCUAGGCUGAACCGUCUACCGUUUCCACCAAUAGAUACGUCAGUGUUUGAGCGUGAGGGGAUGAAGGAACUCUACAUCUUCCGUGAUGAAAAGGAUCCACACUGUCCUAUAGUCUUUCACUUUGUCCUUGUCAACAAAACUUUCAAACAAUUCAAAGCACCAAAUGUACCUCGGGAGACACAGGAGGAACUAGAUUUUGCAGACUUUGAUGUGUUUGAUGACCCUAAAGCUCCUUACUCCACAUUCAACUUUACAUACACACACAAAAACUUUGAGCGUCUCAGCCAGCUUAUGGAGUUCAACACUUUACUGCAUAUUGAGGACAUUAAAUCUGUGAUCAAAGAGGUGAUCAAAAAGAAAAGGGAGGGGCCACCCCGAGUCCCCAUACAGUCCAAAGAUAUACAGCUGCUGCGCAUGAAGAGUGUUCAGGAGAUGAGGAAACUCAAAAGAUUUAUCAGCAAAAUUGAGAGCCGAGCAUCUGUGUACUCAACUAGCACACCGCCAACACCAUUCUACACCCCUACGCCAAACUGUGCCCCAUCGUCCAAUCCAUUCUUUUCAGCAUAUCGAGGAAAUGCAUCACCUAAUGCAUUACCCAAUGAACAUCAAAAAUCUGUCCAGCACCCAGUUACCAAGUCAGGUCACUUUAAUCGCAGGAGAGAGCAUUGUUCGUCAACGUCAUCUGAAGAAAGUGUAUUUGGCACUCCACCACAAGCCACUGACUUCUCCAAACACAUGGCUUCCUUAUUCCAUCCAGAUACAAGAAAUGACAACCUUCCAGCAUUUGACACUUGUGAUGGUGCACCAACUGAUGACUCUUCAGUACAUCAGUUAGUCAGUAGCUCGCACUCACAAGCAGGCAGAGUUUACAGUAAAAAUACUCCAUCUCCACUUACAAUGCCAACUGGCACAUACAAUCCAGACCUUAGUUCAACAACAGAUUCUACUCCAUCAACUGGCCAGUUUUCUGCAAAGAUUAAAACUAGAAAAGAAUCUCCACCAAAUCCAUUUUUCAAAAAUGCUCAUUUCAUGCGUUCUUGCUGUAAUUCUAUAUCAUCUUCUUCUUCGUCAUCAUCAUCCCCUUAUUAUGCUUCGAUUGAAAGUGAAAGAAAUUAUCAUUCAUUAAAAAGGAAACCUCGCAAACAUAAGCAAGCAAUAAAUGACAGUAUGGAUGAUUUGCCUAGAGAGAUGGACAGAGUUGACACCAUCACUGAAAUGAAUGACAGCACAGAAGACCUUCUAAGAGACGGAGAGAAAGUGUAUGACAGCAUCUCAUCUCAAGACUCCAUGGAAGAGUUCAGCAUGGCAGCUGAAGCUUUCAAGGCUGAUGGGACGCCAGUCAUUGACCCAAGACAAGCUAAAAUGUUUUAUGAGAGCGUGAAAGAAAAAAGGAAAUUACUACGUCGCCAAAGUACUGUUUCAUCUCUCAACAGUAUAUCACUGGAUGAAUCAGGCCCAGUACAGGACAGCUGUAUGGCAGGGGACACCAGUAACACCAUCCUGCUUGAUAAACUGUGUGAUGGGCAGGCUUCUUCAGACAAAUAUGGGAUAGAUUUUGUGGAUCUGAUUCAAUUCAAUGGUACAGAGGACACUAUGUAAAGAUGGCAGGGUCACAAAAAACUUUUUAAAUGAACUUAUUACAUUCUAAUAUGUAGAUAUGUUGACUGAUGAAAUUUAUAAACAAUUAAAUUUUGAGUACAUUUUAAACAUGGUAGAGGUGUUCUCAUUGAUUACAAUAACAGGAUUCUAAACCU
Molecule: messenger RNA, 4825 nt
Organism: Physella acuta
Lineage: Eukaryota; Metazoa; Mollusca; Gastropoda; Physidae
Biological process (GO): glycerophospholipid catabolic process
Cellular component (GO): cytosol
Molecular function (GO): calcium ion binding; calcium-dependent phospholipid binding
Source: RefSeq, a predicted model, not a curated record